Molecule: messenger RNA, 2211 nt
Organism: Colletotrichum destructivum
Lineage: Eukaryota; Fungi; Ascomycota; Sordariomycetes; Glomerellales; Glomerellaceae
Product: Putative zn(2)Cys(6) fungal-type DNA-binding domain, fungal transcription factor
Exons: 2
Coding region: 172-2139 (655 amino acids)
Biological process (GO): positive regulation of transcription by RNA polymerase II
Cellular component (GO): nucleus
Molecular function (GO): DNA-binding transcription factor activity, RNA polymerase II-specific; transcription cis-regulatory region binding; zinc ion binding
Source: RefSeq, a predicted model, not a curated record
CUUCGAACGCGCCCUGGACGACUAGACCUGUGUUCAAGACCUUUGAUAAUUCUCCUAUUUGAUACUCUGUACUAUUAUCGAUGUCGAAUGAGAGCACGGAGUCGCUGAAUGCGGCCUCACUGACAUGAGUAUCGUCACAGCCUUCAAAGACUGCUAUUUCACAAGUCCCCGAUGCUGCCCUCACCGCGCAAAACCAUUACUAGGUCUCGCAACGGAUGUGCUGUUUGCAAGUCAAAGAGGCUUAAAUGUGACGAAGCCAAGCCCCGUUGCUCACGUUGCCAAAGACUUGGAAUCUCAUGUCCCGGAUACCAGAAGCCACUGAGAUGGAAUACGCCCUCAAGGCCAUCCCGCGGCGAUGCUCUGUCCCCAAGGAGCACUGAGUCUGAUAGUGCUCGGCAUUCGCCCAGAAACACCGUUGCCGGCCUCCCGUUGGUCUUUGAAUCCGAAAAAGAUCUUUCCGACGUGGACUUUUUCAAUCAGUUCACGGACUUGAACACCCCCGGGAGCAUCGAGUUCCAAGACACAAGCAGCAUAGAACCGAUCUUUGCGUCUUCAAAUGCGCUCUUCCGUGGAGAAAGUCCAACUUCUCCCUCAUUCCCAGAUACAGCCUCGUGCCUCCAGUCUUGCACAACCAAUACAAACUGUUGGUGGCCCAGUAUUGUUACAGGCGGCGCAGAGGCUACUACUACUAGCAUGGUUGGUCGUUCUAGACCCCCAAUUCCCUGGUCGACACCUCGCCUCGAAACGCCGCUCUCGCCUGUCUUGCAAGACAAGUCGUCGAUACUGGUGGAAUACUACUUCAAGGAGGUUUGCGGCAUGAUGUCCUGCUAUGACAGCAAGUUGAACCCCUACAGGACGACUAUUUCGAACCUCUGGGGCAGCUCGCCCUCCCUGUACUAUGUUACCCAGAGCAUGGCAGCAGCCUGUCUUUCCGAGGUGUCACCAGGUUUUGCCGCAGUGAGCGGUCGCCUCCGUGACCAAGCGGUCGGCUCUUUGUGGAACGAGAGUCGGGUCGGCCCAACGGAAACAUCAUCUCUGCUGGCUUUGGUCAUGCUUGGCUUCAGUCUCUGUUGGCACGACCCCAGUAGACUCGGUCAGUCCGAGUUUGAGCUUCUGGCCGAGACGGUUGCUCACCUCGAAGCCCCGAGUAACAGUUUGACGCCGGUCGACAAGCAGAAAAGGCUCUUCUUCCAUAAUUCUCUAGUCUAUUGGAAGAUGCUGCUGUCAUUCGUCACUGAUGAUGACUUGCCUUCCUUGAGCACCUCUCACGUCGUUCAACCACGGCCAUCAUUUGAGACAAUCCAGAGUAAUUCAAGGAUGCCGCAUCCGCAGACAGGUAUUGGCGUUGAGAUUCAGGAACUCGUCGCCCAAGUUGGCUCUCUGGUCAGAAAGGAGCGCAGACGGAUUCGGAAACGCCAGCAUUCAUCGAGACAUGACAUUGAGCAGUCUAUCAACGCUAUUCGAAGCGCGGAGCAGCUCCAGGCCAGACUGUGCGAAAUAGAGCUCCCAGGGGAAGUAGCAGUUAUCGAUUCGGGCGAUGACAUGACACCUACGGAUCAUCUGUUGAAAGCAGCCGAGGCAUACAGAUGUACCGGGCUGCUUCAACUCUACCGGAACUUCCCCGAUCUCGUCUCGCAUGGCACGUCGCCCGUCAAUCCUACGAGCCCUUCAACUUGGUUAGACGCGUCUGGAGACGCUAAUCUCAACUCGCCUGAAGGUUCUCGAGUAACCCUGGAUACAUGGCUAACUAGUCUCGCCCUCCACGUGCUCGAUCUUGUGGAGGAGAUUCCGAUUUCCUCACGAUCGAGGUCUAUCCAGCCACUUCUCCUCGUCAGCAUCUGCAGCGAACUCUCACUCAGUCGUACUUUUGCGUCGACGCCGUCCAUGAAAGAAAGCUCCGUGGUGAGCAUUCUCUCCAGUCCGAGGAUGAAGCAAUCACCCACAUUCACCGACGUCCUCCACGCGAGACGACUCAUAAUAUCAAGGCUGUCGUCUUUCGAGGGUAUUUUAGCUGCUAAACCAAUACGACAAAUGCUGAAGCUCGUUAAGGAGACUUGGGCCUGUAUGGACGACCAACAAGCUGAUAUAUACUGGAUUGAUGUCAUGAUGGAAAAGGGAUAUGAAACGUUGAUGGGCUGACCCUUGGUUGACGUGGGUAUAGAUGUACCACAGGGGUAAUGGUAAUUAAUGAUUCGAUGAGUAAAGAUAGAG